Messenger RNA from Rubroshorea leprosula, 2349 nucleotides. NCBI's taxonomy places the organism in Eukaryota, Viridiplantae, Streptophyta, Magnoliopsida, Malvales, Dipterocarpaceae. The record is from the annotation of a GenBank genome assembly.
AUGCUCUCCCUCUUCCAGAGGAUUAGAUAUCGGUUUUCUUCUUUUUUAACCCUAUAGCAUUUUUGUUUCUACUUUACAUGUAGUGAAAAAUUGAUUUUGGAAGUAGCUAGAAAGUACUUCAAAGCAAUCUGUGGAGAAGACAGCAAUGUUAUCCUGUCUUUCGUCAUUCAAGCAGAGUUACGAAGAUACAAGAAAAUAAUGGUGUUCGAGGAGACUAGUAUUGUUGGAGGGAAUACAUUAUUUCCCUCCGUACAAGUAUUGUGUAUUGAAGCUUGCCAUGACAUAAGAAGCUUAAAUGAUUUUUCUGGAAUCAAAGAUGCAACAGAUUUGAGGGAAUGUUGGAUUUGGAACUGUGAUGGCAUGGAGUGUGUUCUUUCCUCGUGGGUAAACAACCCAGUCGUCCAAACCCUUGAGUAUCUGCUUCUUUAUAAUUUGCACAAAUUGGAUGGGCUGUUUGAAGCAAACGUCAUGGUGACGUCAUCACCUCCACUUAAGGCUUUUUCAUCUCUCAAAGUAGUUUGGAUUGUGGAAUGCAAAAAAAUAAAGAAGUUGUUUCCAUGUUGGAAGUUGGCAGAAUAUCUCCAAAGUCUUGAAAGAAUCUACGUCUACGGAUGUGAAGAAAUGGAAGAAAUAAUAGGAUCAGAUCCAGAAGAAGAAGGAGAAGAAGGAGGGGACAUCAUCAAGGAGCUCAUUCUUCCAAAAUUAAAAGAAUUAAAAUUGUGGAAAUUGCCCGCAUUGAAGAGCAUAUGUAGCAGGAGGGCAGUAAUGGUAUGUGAUUCUCUUGGAUCUAUUACCAUUAGUGAUUGCAAGGGCCUAAGGAGGAUCCCUCUUUAUCUUCCCCUGCUUGAUAAUGCCCAACCAUCUCCUCCUCCUUCCCUCAUGAUAAUCAACAUAUAUCGAGGAGAACAGGAAUGGUGGGAAUCGUUGGAGUGGGACCAUUCCAAUGCAAAGGAGGUCCUUCAACCCAUGGUUCAAUUUUAUUAAUCCAUACGCGAUUCCAUCAUCGGAGUCAGAAAAGUCCGAAUCGGGGGAAUAUGCAGAAGAUUGAAAGGAAGCCAAUUCAUUCAACCAGUCUAUCGCUUUUCGUUCCAGGCUUCGAAGGAUGUCCUUUCUACUACUCUUGUGUGGAUUGUUUUAGUGUGAUUCUUGUGUUUUCAUACUGUGUGAAUUAGUUGUGUUGAAAACUGGUUUAGAACACCAUCUGUACUCUUAUGUAUUUUGCUGUAUUGUUAUAUAUCUUGGUUGUACCACGUACAUACAUAAAUGUGUUUUCAAUCUAAUCUUUGAUGAAUUAACUGGAGAGAAAGCAGGAAUUCCAACCCACAACAAUCAAAUCACCAAUUUAUUGAUUCUCUUGUUCCUCCUCUUUUGUUUUGUGAUAGCUUCUUGUUCAACAGUACAGAACUACAGAUGAAAAGGAUGCAAAUGUUGGCUUCUAAUGGUAUAGACAAACUUUGCAAGCAAAGGCAUAAAGAGAAGCGGCUAUGGUGAUGGGGGGACACAAGACCAAGAAGAAGUCGUCUGUAACACUUCAUCUCCACCAUCACUGACUCCUUUAAUCAAUUUGGACGAGUUUGACAACCAUGAUGUAGUUGUAUUAAAAGUUAAAACCAAAGAAAGCUUAUUAGGAGUCUCUUGCUCUUUGGCAAGCUGUGGUUUUUGGGCUAAAGGUAAUUGAGACUUGUAAAAGAAACUGUGGCUUAUUAAAUUGUUGAUUUUGUUGUUAAACUGAUAGGAACAGAUACUACACCUUUCAUUAUUGAUUUUGUUGUUUCUAGUUAUGUAUGAUUCUCCUGAAGUCUUAUGUUGCUGACUUCUUGUGCACAUUGAACAAGAUGAGAUCCCAGAAGAAAGUUUAGAUGGUCCCUUUCAUGUAGAAAAGGUGGAGAAUGUGGCAGCAUUUGUGUUGGCCAAAACAAAAGUGGACACGGCUACUGGGGAAAACACUUCUUGAGUUUCAUCCACCAAAGGAGAAGUUCUUCCAGCACACAAAGAUGUGAUGUGGCAUGAAAGAAGUAUGACAAGAAGACAGCACAGAUCAAAAGAAGUGUGAUUCUUGUGUUUUCAUACUGUGUGAAUUAGUUGUGUUGAAAACUGGUUUAGAACACCAUCUGUACUCUUAUGUAUUUUGCUGUAUUGUUAUAUAUCUUGGUUGUACCACGUACAUACAUAAAUGUGUUUUCAAUCUAAUCUUUGAUGAAUUAACUGGAGAGAAAGCAAGAAUUCCAACCCACAACAAUCAAAUCACCAAUUUAUUGAUUCUCUUGUUCCUCUUCUCUUUUGUUUUGUGAUAGCUUCUUGUUCAACAGUACAGAACUACAGAUGAAAAGGAUGCAAAUGUUGGCUUCU